Trametes versicolor FP-101664 SS1 is the source of this 453-nucleotide messenger RNA. RefSeq lists its product as uncharacterized. The record is from RefSeq and is a predicted model, not a curated record. The transcript has a single exon. NCBI's taxonomy places the organism in Eukaryota, Fungi, Basidiomycota, Agaricomycetes, Polyporales, Polyporaceae. The coding region runs from base 1 to 453 and encodes 150 amino acids.
AUGCGGUUUUGUCAGUCUUAUCGCGACCGGCGGUUCGUCGUGCUCUACCUUGGCGAAGGACGCCACAAGGUCCUCUUCGAGCGGCUGUCUGCGGCCAAUAUGAGCGAGGACGAGACCGAUGGCGACGCCGUAGAGCACCCGCCGGUUUAUCGCAUCGUCAUCGCCGAAUGGCAGAGCGAAGAAUUCAAGCUAUUCCUCUGGGCGCUGGACGCGCUGUACCGCAUCCACUGGAAGGCACCGCCUGCCAGCAGGUGCAAGUCGGGCAAUCCUCCCAGGACGCGGGUCUUGCGGGAAGGCGCAGGUUGCAAGACGAUACCCGGGACGGCCGCUCCGGGUCUCUGGCGUAAUUGCUAUAACCCAGAGUGGUUGCGGAAGCUCAAGGCUCACGAUCUUGCCGAGCUCGACAUCCAGGAGGGCAUCUACGACUUCUCACUCGACACUGCUGCUGCUUAG